Molecule: messenger RNA, 6320 nt
Organism: Schistocerca piceifrons (Central American locust)
Lineage: Eukaryota; Metazoa; Arthropoda; Insecta; Orthoptera; Acrididae
Exons: 27
Coding region: 521-4354 (1277 amino acids)
Biological process (GO): protein phosphorylation; cell surface receptor protein tyrosine kinase signaling pathway; multicellular organism development
Cellular component (GO): signaling receptor complex
Molecular function (GO): transmembrane receptor protein tyrosine kinase activity; ATP binding
Source: RefSeq, a predicted model, not a curated record
UCUAAUUCUUCUUUCUUCAACAAGUACGUUUAACGACUUCCAUCGCUGAAGAUUUAUGUUAAAGAAGAUGGGAAGAACUUGUUAUCGAAGUGUCACAUCAUGGAGACAGAUGGAAGAAGAGGACUGCUGUGACGGCUAAUUUCUUCUUUUACGAGACUGGGCUUCUUCAUACCUGUACUUGCUUUCGACGAAGGUCAUAACAUUCGCUGUUCCUGCCCAUAGUGCCGGUGUGACAUCCAACAGGCAGAGAGGACGCUCGCUUGGUAGUUCAGCAGAGGAGGCGGACGUCAGCCGUGUGUGAAAAAUACCUGGAUUCGACGUCUGUGGAAUUUCAUUUACCUUCCACCGUGACACUGUACUAAAGUUACGCCACUCAUCGAUACAGAAGAGUGCCAGCGCCGCAGAAGGACGCCACCCAGGUGGAUGGACCAGAAAUGUUGACAGAGCUUCAGGAGCAAGGCAUCACCAUCUGUCUCUUUUCGCUGAGAAGGUACGGAGGAGUCAAGGACAAUAGUUGCAGAUGACGCUCAUUAACGAUUUUUCAAACAAAAUGAUGUUGUUAAGGCUGUCUUUGCUGCUUGUUAUGCUUCCAUACAUGGAAGCCAACUGGUGUCUAACAAACAGAAAAGAAGUGAGCCCGAAACGUUUCAUGUAUUAUCAAGGACGAACAUCAGACAUACGUUUAGAAGCUUCAGACAGGAUAACACACCAACUGGCCAGUCAUAUCUUCAAAAUAUUCUUAGAAGAAGUACUUGGAUAUGCUUAUGUGUCUGUAGUAAAAGCAAAAGAAUAUAGCAAUGAAACUGAGAUAUUGGGGCACCUUUCUGUACCUCUGAAUGGCAGCAGUCCCGCUCAACAACUGCCACCAUCCAUGAUAAAUGUUGAAGUGUGGCUACCAGCCCAAUACAAUGCUGCCAAUUAUUCUGAAUAUUAUGGAGUGAAAGACUGUGGUCUGAUUGCGCCUCCUGGAAGAUUUGGUUGGUUUAUUCCAUCGAAGCUCUCAUAUAUGACACCUGGUAUGGACCACUGGAAAUUCUUCACAAAUCCUAAAGAAGUUAGCAUAUUUGAUGUUAAAGGUGAUAAAGAUAUGGAUUUUAUCCGAAAGCAUAUGAAGGAUAAAUCAGCAAACAGUUAUUACUGCCGAACUGACUUUUGUGAGAAUGGCAUAUAUUCACCUGAUUGGUGUUCUGACUCUACAAAGAAUAACACAGCAAACUGUGCUCUUUUGUUGGCUGGAUAUCCAGGUCAAACAGCAUUUGUGGUGGAUCAUAUAAGAGAACUUCGUUUAUAUGUUAAAGUAGCGUGGUUAGGCCCAAAUUUGAAAAAUGUAACUGAAACUUUAACAAACAGUUAUGCUAAAAGUGGUGUGAAAAAAUCUCUUAUUAUUCUAUCUUGGACACCGAGUUUGAUUACUGCAGCUGAUGAUGAUGAUUUCACACUUGUAACAUUUCCUGAAUGCAAUCCAUUCUCAUCCCAUACUGAAAUUGGCUGCAAAUAUGAGUUACACAGGCUCACUAAAUUUGCUUGGUCAAAAAUUAAAGAUGGAGCAACACCUGCUUAUCAGGCACUACUCAAGAUGACAUUUUCAAGAGAGGAUUACCAGAAUCUUCUUAAAAUUUACAAAAAAACUAGCAACAAACAUAAUAUAAGCAGUAUUGCUUGUGCCUGGAUGCAUCAGAAUGAAGAGGUUUGGGAAUCAUGGAUACCUAGACUGGAAGAUAAGAAUGUGCUUCAUAUUGGAGGAAUAUUUCCUAUAUCUUCAUCAUCAUCUAGUUCUGCCAAAGGAAUUGUCAGAGCUGUACAGUUGGCAUUUGUUGCCAUAAAUCGCAAUGAAAGUGUGCUAAGGGACUAUGUGUUACAACCUCUUCUUAAUGAUGGUCAGUGUGCUGCUGACAAGGUGAUGAAAAUAUUCAUAGAUUAUAUUUUGUAUGGAAGCUACAAUACACUUGCAGGAAUUCUAGGCCCAGCAUGUUCUGAUACUGUUGAACCACUGGCAGGAGUCACAAAGUAUUAUAAAACAGUUGUAAUAAGCUACAGCGCAGAAGGCUCCAGCUUUUCAGACAGAACUAAAUAUCCAUAUUUCUUCAGAACAAUUGGUGAAAAUCAGCAGUAUACUGAUGUAUAUCUGAGCUUAUUUAAGAGACUGAAUUGGACAAGGGUUGCUGCAUUGACUGAGGAUGGCCAAAAGUACACUGAAUAUAUAUCCCACUUACAGGAUUUGUUACAAUCUAAUGACAUUCAGUUUGUAACAAACAGAAAGUUCCCUCGUGAUAGAAACAAGGAUGCAAUGGCAAAAUACUUGCUGGAAUUUAAAAGUAAGAAUGUUCGCAUCAUAAUUGGAGACGUAUAUGACCAUGCUGCAAGAUCUCUUAUGUGUGAAGCUUACCGGCAAGAAAUGACAGCAAAGCAGGGAUAUGUUUGGUUUCUUCCUCUGUGGCUAGAUCCUGACUGGUAUGAUACAGAGAGACACCCAAAAGAGAAUCUGACUUGCACUAAAGAACAAAUGGUUCAGGCCAUCAAUGGUCAUUUAGCUCUUAGUCAUGCAUACUUUGCACCUAACGACAGUAUCAUGCAAGAAAAUAAAACAGUUGGGCAGUGGAUGGAACAGUAUAAAAAUGCAUGCAAUACAACUAAUGGAGAGAGGAUGUCAAACUAUGGAGGCUACGCGUAUGAUGCAGUGUGGACCUAUGCUCUUGCAUUAGACAAACUGUGGAAAGAGAACCAGUCACAUUUUUCUAACAUUCAUAAUGAUAGUACCACAAGACGUUUUGUAGACCUCAUUGGGGAGACUGAUUUUAAUGGUGUAUCAGGACAUAUAAACUUUAGGGGAAGACCUUCUCGAAUAACAACUGUUAAUAUUGUCCAGUGGCGUAAUUAUUCAACAUACAUUGUUGGCUCAUUUAAACCUAAUAUCUCAGAAGACAAUAAGCCACGUGGUGGAACUUUACAUUUCAAUGAAUCUGCAGUAGUGUGGCUUUCAUCUGAUGGAAAGCUGCCCAGUGAUGGUACAGAACCACCAUCAGUCUGUUAUGUUCAAGGUCUUGCAGAUGGUCUUGGAGUUACUUGUGAGAUAGCUGUUGUAGUGGCAAAUGUCAUAGGCUUCAGCAUUCUUGGGAUAUUGCUGAUAAUUGCCUUUAUUUUUGUAAAGAGAAGGUAUGAGAAGAAAGUUCAGCUGACCAAAAGAUACAUGGAGCAUCUUGGCAUUGAUUUGCUAUCAGCAUCAAAUCUGGGAACUCUUGACAAAUGGGAGAUUCCACGUGAUAGAGUAGUCAUCAACCGAAAGCUUGGAGAAGGAGCAUUUGGCACUGUGUACGGGGGAGAAGCCCACUUUGCUGAGAAAGGAUGGGUUGCAGUUGCUGUCAAAACAUUGAAGGUUGGUUCUUCAACAGAAGAAAAACUGGAUUUCUUAAGUGAAGCUGAAGUCAUGAAACGCUUUGAACACAAAAACAUCGUAAAACUGUUGGGUGUCUGUACAAAAAAUGAACCUGUCUACACUGUGAUGGAGUUUAUGCUGUAUGGGGAUCUGAAAACAUUUCUUCUGGCUCGGCGACAUUUAGUAAAUGACAGACUUACUGAAGAAUCAGAUGAAGUAUCAAGCAAAAAGUUGACUUCAAUGGCUCUGGAUGUAGCAAGAGCACUCAGCUACCUUGCUGAUUUGAAAUUCGUUCAUCGUGAUGUCGCAUCACGGAACUGUCUUGUCAAUGCUGCUCGUGUGGUGAAACUUGGAGACUUUGGAAUGACAAGGCCAAUGUUUGAAAAUGAUUACUAUAAAUUCAACAGAAAAGGAAUGCUUCCUGUCCGAUGGAUGGCACCUGAGAGUUUGGAACUGGGUAUUUUUACACCAAGCUCUGAUGUGUGGUCCUAUGGAGUGCUACUGUAUGAGAUCAUUACAUUUGGAAGUUUCCCCUUCCAAGGACUGAGCAAUAAUCAAGUGUUAGAGCAUGUGAAAGCUGGAAACACUAUUCAGAUCCCAACUGGUGUAAAACCUCAGCUGGAAGCUCUUAUUCGAUCCUGCUGGAAUAAAGAUUAUAAGCGAAGGCCAAAUGCAUCUGAGAUUGUGGAAUUUCUUGCCAACAAUCCACGGCUCUUAUCGCCAUGCCUUGAUAUGCCAUUAGCCUCAGUACAGAUGGAAGAUACAGGUCAACUAGAAAUGCAUCUUCCAGAAAGGUUUCGCAAAUGUUCCUUAACAGCUUCAUUGUUGCAGAGCAACUCAGAACUAAGUAAUGGUUGUGUACGUGAACCUCUUUUGAGCUCUAAAUAUAUCACAGCACAUCAAGAUGAUGAGGACUUUGAAGAUGAAUACUGUGGCCAUGACCCACCUGGUGGAAUUAAGCAGGUGGACUCCAUUCUUUGACAGCAUACAUUCACUGGACAGCCAGCCAACUGUGCCACAGAAAUUGUGUUCCUGUAGCUAUAGUAUUUGGCACUAUUGCCUACAGUAACCAGUGAAGUUAACCACAGUAGUAAAUUGUGGUCUGGUUGCGUACUGUGUAUACAAAAUCUGCAUCUGCAGUAGUGUUUAAUGGUGAUGGUCAUGACGCCACACUAUAUAAGCAUUAGAAAGCUGCAGGAAAAUUUUAACUAGCCAUCAGCUGUGUGAAAUACCUCUCUAAUAGAUGUUAAUUAUUAUGUGGUUCCAUUUCACUAUAUGGAAUUUGUUUUUCUGGCUGAUUGUAGCUAUACAUUUCUUUUCCUGCAGUGAGAAAGUGAAAAAGUGCUAAGCACUCUAGUGAACUGUUGAUUUAAUAAACAAUUUAAAAAGAGUCAAUAUCUCUUAAAUAAAUAUGCUGCUCAGCAGGUCAGAGAUGAAAGCUGUAAUGAGAUCUUUCAAAAUAUUUAUAAUUACUCUUUGUUACAACUAAUGAAUUUAACUGGCGAUUCUUUUGAGUACACAAUUUUUUUAUUUUUAGACAUUCAGUGGAGAAAAUGGUUCAAAACCCUAUGCAUAUGAGCAAGUAAGAAAGUGCCAGUUUCAUUCCAACCAUUGUAGCCAAUUUAUUCCUCUAGUCUUAUUUAUAUACUUAUGUUCCCAUUCAUCAACAAAAGUUUCUAGAUGACUUCACAGUUUUAAGUUUAUGAACCCUUGCGGAGUCUAUAAUUAGAGGACAGAAUCCAAAACCUCUGCACUUCUCAUUCUCUUUACCUCUUAUGUAGUAAGGAUUAUCUGAUACUGAUGUAAAAGAUUUCAAAAGUCUUUUGGAGAAAAAAAGGUUUCAAAAAAUGAACACACACCAUGAUUUUCUACUGAAUUUUUGGUUAAAAUACAUGUGUGUAUUGAAGCAUGACAAAUUAUAAACAUUCCUUACAUUUAUUUGUCACAUGUUUAUGAAGAUCACUUCUUUAUCCAAUAUCCAUGACAAGAUUCUUGAUCAGAAGAAUAAAAGAAGGUUAAGUUAUAGUUCUGUAGUAAUACUGUACUUAAUGUCUCUCAUCUCUCUUUGUCCACACAAUUGAGACAUAUUACUGAUUAUAUGUACUGAUUCUUUUCAAGAGUCACAUAGCUCAGGAAUGUGUGUUUUUUAAUUCUAACACUAGGUGGUUUUCAUUUACAUUAGUUCAUAACAAAAAUUUUGAGGCCAACAUCUUCUCUAGUGCUACAUGCUUUUUUUUAUAUUCAAGUGAUUGUGUUGUAAAACAGCUUAUGUGGGCACACAAUGGCUAAUGUAUGUCCCACUGUCUGAGCAGUAGACUAUCUGUGACAUUUCCUUUCUUUUAGAAAGUCUCGCCACAAUUCCUCAUUCGAAAUGUUUGCAUCUUAUUACAGUGAACUUUCAGUUUCACCAAAUGUAUGUAAUAUAAAUGCUUUAACAAACUUUAUUAGCCAUAAGAAAGGAAUAACAGAGUUGUUUUACAGGUUUAAAGGUAAAACACUUAUUGUUUUUUUUUUGUGUGUGUUGACAGGAAUUAUGUUUCACAUGUUUCAAAUAUUUUAAUAUGUUUGUAAUAUGUGACUUGAUAUGUUUAUUUAAAAUAACACAGUAGUGGCAGAGGGUCAUAAAUGUCAAGUGCAAAGGGACUUAAAACAAACAAGUUGCAUUAUAUAACUGCAAACUAUUAUCAUACAUUAUGUUCUUUUUAUAUUAGUUUACAUAUUACAAAUUCAGGACAUCAGAUGUAGAUACUUGCUGCAAAGUCAUCUUUAUUCCUUUUGACAUGUUGUCUGCAUAAAUUCGUGUCAGAUGAAAUGCCAUAUUAAAUUUUCUGUUCUUGAACAUGCAACAAAUAUUAGAGUGCAUGUCCUUCAUGGACAAUAUGAUAAAAUUGCAUUCUCCACUUAACUGAAUCUCCAAAUACUAAAAAACAUUUUUAUAUACUGGAAA